Molecule: messenger RNA, 1512 nt
Organism: Tyto alba (common barn owl)
Lineage: Eukaryota; Metazoa; Chordata; Aves; Strigiformes; Tytonidae
Product: killer cell lectin-like receptor subfamily B member 1B allele C
Exons: 6
Coding region: 417-1274 (285 amino acids)
Source: RefSeq, a predicted model, not a curated record
AAACCGGGGCCCAACUCUCGUGUCAAAGCAGAAAAAGCCACAUGAAGGAAAAGCCAUUUCAAACCACUCACAGCCAAUAUUCUGGGGAGGAAAUACCAAAUAUCACCCAUCUCCUCCUCAGCUGAUUAUCUGCCUCUGGCCAUGCUGAUCCAGACCCUGAUAAGCUUCAGCCUGACCCUCAAAAACCUUAUUUAAAGGCCUUUUUAAUUUUUUUUUUUUGCAACUCUGCAUGUUUUCGCGGCUGCUUGGCACAAUCAUUGAACGCGUAGGUUUUUCUGAUGCCUCUAGAUACGCGACCUCCUCCUGUCUCCAGGACACCUACACCCUCACUGGCUUUAAUUUACAAGGAAAGGCUAUAGGAUAUAUAUAUUUCAGGGGAAAAAAAAAAAAAAAAACGCAGAUAAAAGGCCCAGCCAAUGCCAUUUCCUGGGGCUAGACGCAGGCGCAAGCGCAUCGGUCAUAAGGCAGGACGUUGCCCAAGAACGCUUUUCACUCUUGGGACGCUCUUGCAAUUUUCUGAGCUGGUCAUGGCUGGGGAAAUAGUUUAUGCUGAUUUAAGGCGUCCUGGAGAUGGUUUUUCUCCGGCCCAGAAGUGUCGCGCUCCUGCCUUGUGCCCGUGGUGGCAUGGAGUCCUCCUCAAAGUCGGCGGGCUGGGGCACCUCGUCCUGCUGGUGCUGGUGGUGGUGCUGAGCGUGCAGGUUUUUCAGGGCUCUCUGUGGCGAACGGGGACAAACGCUCCCUGGCAAGACGGUGGUGAGACCCAGGGAAGGAACCACACGGAGCGAUGCGUGAUUUCAGCCCUGAUGCGGUAUUUCUGCCAGCCCCGGUGCAAAAGCCCCGCAGCCUGUUCUGGCUGCAAAUUAUGUCCCCAGGAUUGGCGGCUCCACGGGGACAGAUGCUACCAGCUUUCCAAGGAAAAGGGGAACUGGAAUCAAGGCAAGAAAGGCUGCAAAAAUCAGGGGUCUCACUUGGUAGUGCUCCGGGACAAGAAAGAAAAGGAGUACAUCAGGAAUGUAACGGGCGGAGGCACGCAGCCGGUGUGGAUUGGAUUGCUCUCGUCCCACUCGAAGUGGAGAUGGGUGGACAACACCCCCUUCAACACCAGUAUGUUCACCACCCUGCAGGAGAUGAAUGAGGGGUGCGGGACACUGAAAGACGGGGCGUUGGAGGUCGAUAUCUGCGACGGCGAGCACCAGUGGGUUUGCCAGAAAGACCCUUUCCAGCUCUCCCCAUCGAUGGCAGGAGCUGAGGAAAAAUGCGAUGCCUCUUUCUGACAUGUGCCCAUCCCGAAACGCCCGGUCUACGAGACGCUUGCUGGCCAAUAUUUGGGGUGAAGCCAGUCCCGUCCUCACCGUAACAGCUCUGCAAGAGGUUUCAGGGUUUUGCAAAUGCAUUUCCCACACAGGUCAGGACAAUAUUUUGGGUGGUGGGGGGGACUGGGAAACCAGAAACAUCUGUGCCCUGGACACUGGGUUGCUAGAGCUACAGCAUCAAUAAAAACGUAUAAAACUG